This is a messenger RNA of Microbotryum saponariae, 943 nucleotides long. Lineage: Eukaryota; Fungi; Basidiomycota; Microbotryomycetes; Microbotryales; Microbotryaceae. The record is from the annotation of a GenBank genome assembly.
AUGGCAGGCGGUUACUUCCACUACGAAUCGGACUCUUCCGUUCCUUCCUCCUCCUCCGAUCGUUCACUAGCCUGCUCCCCCGCGACGUCAUUGAUGAAUCACCCCAUCGGUCACGCCGGAGCACGAGGCGCUUCGUUGGACCUCUCACCUUCUUCGACGCGUUCGGGUGGUACGGGUAUGAUGAGGGAUCCUUUCGUCGAUCCUAGGUUGAGUUUGGAUUCUUGGAGUAGGUCAUCGAUCGAAUCGAGUAACGCUUACGCGGCGACGACUCAUUCCCGACCAACGAACGGCGAGUCUGAUCACUACUACGCGGAUUCGUCGGAUCGAAGCGAACGACCUGGAAUGAGGCCAGCUAUGGGCAGGUCGAAUAGUGAUGUUCAAAGGGAAUUGCAAGAUGCGUUACAGGACGGUUUACCCACGCCGAAGAAGGAGGAGAAAUCGACGAGCAGUGCGUUCGCGAGUAGGAUCAUGAUGGCGAGCGGGGAGAGUAAGAAGAGUGGUACGAGUACUAGUAGUGCGGGAUCAACUCAUAGUGGUAGUACGAGUGGGGGUGGCGGAUUCUUGAGUCAAUUCAGGACGGGUGAGUGCUUUCAUCUUGUUUUGUGUGUGUGUGUGUGUGUGUGGAGGAAGGAGCAUGAUUGAUUCGAGUGAAUGGACGCGAUUCUGUUUUCUAAUAGGCUCGGGCUGGUUCGCGCCCGUCGUCCCGCCGGAACCGAAAUUGACUCGAGCGGAGAGGGAACAACUCGAGAAGGAGCGUAUCGAAGAAUUGAGGAACUCAGGCGCGAACGCAUCGAGGAAACGACCGUCGUUCAUGAAGAGGAUGUCGUCCGGCGUUGAGAUGAUGGGUUCCUUUGGCAAGGAUCCGAGUGGGCUUAGUCCGGCCAAACAGGGGCGGGCGAGGAGUGGUACGGCGACGACGAUUACAGAGGCGUAUAGAGGGUAG